This is a messenger RNA of Microstroma glucosiphilum, 3420 nucleotides long. Its product is annotated as cora-domain-containing protein. The transcript has 3 exons. Bases 89 to 3052 code for a protein of 987 amino acids. The record is from RefSeq and is a predicted model, not a curated record. Gene Ontology annotation, molecular function: magnesium ion transmembrane transporter activity. Gene Ontology annotation, biological process: intracellular magnesium ion homeostasis; magnesium ion transmembrane transport. Gene Ontology annotation, cellular component: plasma membrane. Lineage: Eukaryota; Fungi; Basidiomycota; Exobasidiomycetes; Microstromatales; Microstromataceae.
UCACUCUCCUUCCGCUGCAACGUCUCGCGGCUGAUCGCAGCCCGACCGUAUCGUCCUCCUCCUCCUCUUCUUCUGAAGACCUAUCACAAUGUCCCACUCUUCCGGCUCGCCCAGGGACACCAGACGUCCUUCAAGGCAGGAGACAUCUCCCGAGGGUGGACCUCCUCGUAUCUCCUUUCCUUCUGAAUCUGGCGCCGGUGCUUCCAGCCCGCAAUUCCCGCGAGGAGGCGAGUCGUACAAUUCGAGGGACAGCCAUCAUCACCCUGAUCCUCAAGUGGCUCAGGACAUUGAUGCUGCGAGACAGAUGAGUAGGGCUAGGGCUACGAGUAUUGAUCAUAGAGAAACGAAUUCGCCCACUUCUCCUCGGGUCAUCCCAACCAUGGGGAGGAGACCAUCUAUGCAGCAGAACGAUGACCCUACCAUUCCACCAACAUUUUCCGCUACUUCUCCAUCGCACGCCAGGCAGGUAUCUGGCUCUUACAUGGGCAGAUCGCCCAUGGCGGCUCGGAGUCAGGCAGCUAGAUUCUACCGUCAACCUCGUCGGCAAGGCUCCAACACUUCACUUGAUUCAGCUUCGCACUACAUCGACCAUCGUCAUCAUCACUCCAUGAGCGCAAGUCAGGGUAACCAAGCUACCCUCUCUGCCUCUACUCGGCAGACAAGCAGACUGGGGCAGCAGAACUCCUUCCGAGACAACAACGUCAACGAGAGUGCUGUGGAUGACGAGCCCAUGGCGGCUGAUGUGGACGACAUCCCGCGGCGCAGCAGGGACGAUUUGAGAGAUGAUCAAGACGAGCAGACGCAGCACACAAUGUCUCGUCGGCCUUCUGCCCUUGAGGAUGACGUCUGCUUCCCUAUGCCAGGGCAGGGCUCGCCUCCUCAGGAGCACAGAGAGUACCAUCAUGAAGACUACCCUGACGAUCACCGCGAUUACGAAGAGAUGCAAGAGGAUGAGCAUCAUCAUCAUAUGCAUGACGGCCCUCGUAAUGCAGCAGGGCGUCUGCCACCAGGCUACCCCUUCGCAUUUGACCUACAGGCCCUGGAGGAGUAUGCAGUGGAGGAGCGCACUAAGCUGGCAGCUACAAAUGCGGCUGGUGUGGACUUUUCGAAUGGCGGGUUGAGGAACCGUAUUCGAGGAGGCAGAGCAGGUAGAGCGGACGAUGGAGAUGGAACAUACGGAGGAACUGCAUACGGCAUUUCCCCUGAGUCGGACGAUGCCACCUUCUACUCUCGCCGACCUCGAAAGCCUCAGGCGGACAAUGCACAGGGCAAGUAUCAACGCAAGCUCGCCCUUUUUGAAUCCGGAGGAACGGCCCCUCCCCCUCAGAACAUCUUUGGAGGCCGCGAUGGUGCAGAUGUGAACACACCUCUCUUGGGCGCCGACGGCAAAUCAGCCUCUCCCAGCGAUUUGCCAUCUUACCAGCCAGCCAAGAGUGAUGGAGGGAGAGCUGACAGGGAUGAAGCUCAAGAGGGCCCAGGAAACCUUGGGCGCUCGUACUCGCAGCCCGCUGGACCCGGCUUCCCUGGCAGGAAGAAUAGAAAAGCAGGUGUAGGAGGCGCAAGCGCUUUCUCCCUGGGAGCGGGAGGUCUAGGAGCUCCAACUCCUGCCGACAAGCCCUAUCGCUUCACAUUCUACUCCAAUGCUCUGCCUUCGACCAUCCAUGCUCGUCACAUUGGCGAAUUGCCUGCCAAGGGACAGACCUUUGAGGAACUCUUCUCCGGCCUGGAUGCAGGUACGCUGGGAGGGGCUGCUGAGGAGUCGAGCGCCGAGCCUAGUGCCGGAUCAGAUGAGGCCAACGCUGCAGGGGGAAGCAAGAUCAACGCCUCCGGAUCGCAGCCCUCUGCUCUUACGGCGCAGUUGGCUGCAAGAGGAGCCUUGACAUCAGUCACUGGCAACGGAGCUUCUGGCUCGAGCAGUACAAGCGGUCGAAGGGAGGGCACCACUGCUCCUCCUACGCGCUCUGGUACGCCUGUUCCUCAAGUGACUGGCGCUCCAGCUCGCAACUCGCUCAAUGCUGUGCGACAAAACAGUCAGCGUGUGGCUCCUCCACCACCUGCUGGCAACACAGCUGGAGUACGCACAAUGCCCGGCGGAGGCAUUCGUAUGGAUCAGGACCCCGAAGCGAACACCUGGUGGCUGGACGUCCUCAGUCCCACGGAUACGGAAAUGAAACUCCUCAGCCGCGUCUUUGGUAUUCACCCGCUCACCACAGAAGACAUUCUGAUGGAGGAGACCCGUGAGAAGAUUGAACUCUUCCGCAACUACUACCUGGUCUGUUUCCGAUCUUUCGAUCAGGAUCCAUACUCUCCGACUUAUCUGGAGCCUCUCAACAUGUACAUCAUCGUCUUCCGCGAAGGCACCCUCUCUUUCCACUUCCGUGCCACACCUCAUCCUCAAAAUGUCAGGAGACGUAUCAAGCAGCUCAAGGACUACAUCAAUGUCACCUCUGACUGGAUCUCCUACGCCCUCAUCGACGACAUCACCGAUGCCUUUGGUCCUCUCAUCCAGAGUAUCGAGUACGAGGUCGACUCCAUUGAUGAGCUCGUAUUGAUUCUCAAGGAUGUAGAACAGAGCGACAUGUUGAGGCGUAUUGGAGCCUGUCGAAAGAAGGUCAUGGGUCUGCUUAGGUUAAUGGGUAACAAGGCCGACGUCGUCAAGGGAUUGGCAAAGCGAUGCAAUGAGAAUUGGUCCGUGGCACCAAAGUCGGAUAUUGGACUCUAUCUGUCCGAUAUUCAAGAUCACUUGAUCACCAUGACGCAGAACUUGUCCCACUUCGAGAAAAUUCUCUCCCGCUCCCACUCCAACUACCUCGCUCAAAUCUCAAUCGAGAUGACCGAAGCCAACAAUCGUGCCAAUGACGUCCUUUCCAAAUUGACUGCACUAGGUACCGUCAUUGUUCCUCUAAACGUCAUUACCGGUAUCUUUGGUAUGAAUGUGCAAGUUCCAGGACAAUACACGGAAAGUCUUACGUGGUUUUGGAGCUUGUGCUCGGGAAUGAUCUUAAUUGCCGUACUGGGAUAUUGGCUGGCAAUUAGGUAUUUGCAGCGUUGAGGGAUCUGUUUAUUCUCGGGUGGUUCUAUACGAUGUGUGCUUCUGCGCUCGCUACAGAUUCUCUGUCUUCAUUGUCCCUCGCACUUCUAAUGCGGCUCACAAAAUACAACACAAAGCACAUGCCUUGCUACGCCUUUCCCUCUCACCUUUGCCUGAAUGUCCACUCUAUACUCCCCCACCCCCCACCCCUUUCUACUCUCCCAACUUCCCACUCUCAACAAUCUUUGCAUCCAAUUCCUUCUCCACCUCUUCUCCCAAUUCCUGUAGACGCUUCAAGUCAUCACCGAUGAGACUUACGUCUACGCCUCCUUGAAACUUGGGAUAGGAGCCAAGACGGAUAUUCUCUUGUUUGCAGCGGGUAUUGAGUU